This is a messenger RNA of Anguilla rostrata (American eel), 2993 nucleotides long. Its product is annotated as tripartite motif-containing protein 16-like protein. The coding region runs from base 433 to 2313 and encodes 626 amino acids. Lineage: Eukaryota; Metazoa; Chordata; Actinopteri; Anguilliformes; Anguillidae. Gene Ontology annotation, molecular function: protein binding; zinc ion binding. The transcript is spliced from 7 exons. The record is from RefSeq and is a predicted model, not a curated record.
UGAAUGGUUUUGACUCCUGUUGUUUUGCUGGGUGGAUCACCCCCUCCCCUCUCUUCAUCCUCCUCCUCCUUGCUCCCAACCAAGGAGGGAGGGAGGGGCAGCGGAACUGCCAGUGCUUCCUGCAGGAAUUUGAAAGAUGUGGUCUGUUGCUCUCCAUUUCUGGUUUUGAUGAUUUUUGUCAGAAAAGGAGUGGCACUUAGAGAGAGAUAGUGAGAGAGAGAGAGAGGGAGGGAGGGAGGGAGGCUGAGAGGGAAAAUGAGGUAGAGAGGAAUUGUACAUUGACUUAGCAAACAGCAAAAUUGAGACGGAGAGAGAAAGAACUGCUUUGGAAAAUACUCUACCACUUAGUCUUAUCAGUAGAGCACCAUUCGAAGAAACAAAACAGACCCGAGUAAGUGAGAGAGUAGAGACAGGAGAACUGUGGUGGGACCCAUGGCCGGAUUGAACACUGAUGCUUCACCAGCUCAGAGUGAGGCCUCAUUGGCCAGCUCUGGAUCCAUCCCUGUCCCCUUCUCCCUACCCUGCGGUCACGCCCUUGCCAUGUCCCAUCCAGAGGGGGCACUUGUGGAUGUGGAGAUACGAGAGGGGGGAGCCCGCUGCCAGCAUUGUCGCCGUGACGACUCGGGGCCCAAGUCUGAGCAGGGGGGGAGAGCCUGCCCUCACAGCACGGCAGAGAGGGACAGAAACCAGGGGCCCCCUGGGAUAAGGGGCCCGGAAGAGGAGCAGAAAACUCCGGAUCAGCAGGAGAAGCCAGGCCAGCCCGAGGAGGAGAGGCCCCAGGAAUCUGGGCCCCUGGGCCCCGAGGAGCUGAAGGAGGAGGCCCCAGGGCCCGAGGACGUUGCGUGCGACGCUUGCCUGGAGAGCACCCCCCACAAGGCCGUCAAGUCCUGCCUCACCUGCCUGGUGUCCUACUGCCAGACUCACCUGAGGCCUCACCUGGAGAACAGAAAGUUCCAGAACCACCGGCUGGUGGAGCCAGUGCGGGACAUCGAGUGCCGCACCUGCGAGGGCCACAGCCGGCCCCUGGAGCUGUACUGCCCUGCUGAUGCCUGCUGUGUCUGCCAGGGGUGCGUGGAGGAGGGGCACCGGGGUCACAGUCUGAUACCCCUCACUGAGGCCCGCAGGGAGAUAGAGAAAGAGUUACAGCAGAAGGAAGAGGAAAUGAUGAAGAUGGUGACUGCUGCUGAGAAGGCCAUCAGCAAACUACAGACCAACACCAUCUCCAUCAAGGGCUCGGUGCUGGAGGUGCGUGCGGUGAUGGAGCAGCAGUUCGCGGUGCUGCGGGCCGCGGUGGAGGGGGCGCAGCGCGAGGUGACGGAGGUCCUGGAGGCCGAGGAGAAGCGGGCGGUGCAGCGGGCGGACGGCGUCCGGGCGCACCUGGAGCAGAAGCUGGCCGAGGUGCGGCGGGCCCAGACCGGGGCGGAGAAGCUCUUCAGGAACAAGAACGACAUCGACUUCCUGCAGGUAUACUCUCAGUGGAGGAAGGAGGCAGUGGACGUCAGCCUGCCCGGGGUGUACAUUGGCCUGAUAGAUCGUCUCACUGCCUUCAGCCAUAUGGUCACUGAGUCCACCCAGGAGCUGUGUGGCCAACUGCUGCCUGCUUACAGGGACAAGCUGAAGGAUGCCUUCAAGGGUGAGAAACUGGGUGUGAAAAACAGAGUCGGCGUCGUCAGCCCGGGCCCAAAUGAGGAGCCAGAGCCAGAGACUCGAGAAGACUUCCUUAAAUACGCCGCCCCGCUGAGCUUCGACGCGGACACCGCGCACAGCUUCCUGCGGCUGACGGAGGGGAACAGGAAGGCCGCCAACACCGCGCCCUGGCAGCACGACUACCCCGACGGGCCGGGGCGCUUCGCGCACUGGCGCCAGGUCAUGGCCGCCGAGAGCUUCUGCCUGGGCCGCCACUACUUCGAGGUGGAGGCGGGCGGGGACGGCCUCCACGUGGGGGUCACCUACAAGAGCAUCGACCGCAAGAGCGCGGAGAGCAACGGCUGCAUCGCGGGCAACGACUUCUCCUGGUGCCUGCAGUGGAACGGGCGCGGCUUCUCCGCCUGGCACAGCGACAGUGAGACGCCCCUGAAGGGCGCGGGGAGGCACGCGAGGAUCGGGGUCUACGUGGAUUACGACAGAGGGCUCCUGGCCUUCUAUGCAGUGGGCGCCUCCAUGACGCUCAUGCACAAGUAUCAGGCAGAGUUCCUGGAACCCCUGUACCCCGCUUUUUGGCUCUCCAAGAAGGAGAACUGGGUCCAGCUGGUCAGCCCCUGGGAUGACCCUUCCACCCCCUGCAUGUCCCCACCCCAACCCCUAAAACCAUAGUCCCUUAUACUGAGCCAUCAGACUGCGAAAGGACUUGAUUCACAGUAUGAUUCUGUCACACUCCUCUGUUACACACAAGUAAAGCAAAUGUGACUAAUGAGUCAGAGUUACACAUGUGGCUGAACCAGACCUGGGUCAAAUACGUAUUUGUUUUGGAUUCAAAUACUGUUCUAUGCUUUACUCAUCUUGUCUGGUGUAUUGGAAGCAAUGAAAUUCUCUCAAAAAGUGCAAACCUUGCCUUCUGGUCAUAUUGGCAGGCUCAAUUACACCAGGCAUGGUCAAUAGAGCGCAGAAAAGUAUUUAAAUCACAAACAAAUACGUAUUUGACCCAGUUCUGGACUGAUUUGUUUUCCUGCCCUGCUCUGUGUUGAAGGUUGUGCUUCUCGUGAAAGCUGUGUGCAUCUGUCAGUCCCAUUUCAGACAUUGUGUUACGGACAUUUACAUUUAUGUAUGUACCAGUACCUACUUUUCUAUUCUUCUUAGCAUUCAGAAGAAUGGUUUAGCAAUAUUUAAUGUGGUGGUAUUUUUAGUCCAUAACAAUUGACACACAUUGUACAUAUGGAGUUUAAUAAAACCAGAGUACAAUUAAUCAUCUUUCCCAUAUAAUCAUACUGUAGAAUGAUGUCCAAUUUGUAAAUUCCAUCCGGAAAAUAGAGAGUUGAGGAAUUAAGAAAAAAUAA